Molecule: messenger RNA, 2098 nt
Organism: Cotesia glomerata
Lineage: Eukaryota; Metazoa; Arthropoda; Insecta; Hymenoptera; Braconidae
Exons: 7
Coding region: 159-1955 (598 amino acids)
Source: RefSeq, a predicted model, not a curated record
CAAAUUCUUAAUAAUGUCCCGUGGUUAAUUAGUAAUGAAAUUUACUUGUUGCUUGAAUUAAAAAAUAUUCAUCUCUGUGAUGGUCUUUUACUUUCAACAAUUGCUUUUAUACACAAUUUCUUUUAUAGAUUUUAAACCCUCAGUCAGUUAUUAACAACAUGACAAACCCACUGUCGUAUCAAGGUCACCAGUUCUUAUUAGACAUUCGUCACAAUGUGGAUGGAAAUCAACGCUACCGUUGCUCGCAAUUUAACAACAUUCGUCGAUGCCCUGUCAAAUUGUGGUGUUUGUCAAAUGGGCGUAUGUUACAAAUUGGGGAACAUAAUCAUCUGGUGCAAGUGCAAGCUCCUCUUCAUAUUCGAGGAAGGUCCCGUCCCAGAGUCCCACCCGGUAAUCGACGGGUUACUCAUCGUCAAUUACUGCCCCAGAUACCUUUAACCUUCGAGGGACUGGAAGGGAUUUUUUUGACGGUACAAGCGGCUGAUAAUUUUUACCAAGGCCACGUGAAGGACAAUGCUUCAAUGGCUUACUUAUUUAGUAACGCUGACUGUAUGAGGCAACUUGGUGAAGCUGCCGAGUGGCACAUUCAAAUGAAUUUUCAGUGCGUACCACUUAUUCCGCAGAGUAGUUUUUUGCUAACUAUUUUAUUGCGAAGAGAAAUUUUGGGUGUUCCUGCUUUCUAUGCAAUAUGCAAUGAAAACACAUCAAAGCUGUUCGGCUUGAUAUGGGAGUGGAUCCUACAAAAGAUCCUAGGCAUCGCUAAUAAUCUAAAGUAUAUCAUUUGUGACCUGGAUGAAUCGAUUCUAUCAUCGGCACGCUUAUGGCUGCCAUUUGCAGACCGCCGAGGCUCGUGGGUAAAUUCAGCCCGAGCUCUGACGGAUAAAUGGCGCUCACUCCAGCUGCCGAAUCGCGAUAAACCAACCAGCAUCUUACUAAACUUGGCGUGGGCACUUCCAUUUGUACCAAAAGAGAGUUUGAAUGAAGCAAUACGCAUCUUGUCCGAUAUGCUCGAUGCCAAUGUUCACAAUGUACCGAAUUUCAGUAUAUUUCGGCAGUUCCUCACGACAGAUUUAGCACCGGUGGCGACUCAUGUUUCGAUUUGGGAUAUGCCGUGGAAGGCUGUAAGUUUCACCGAAACCUACCACCGGAAGCUACUUCAUCAUCUCGGAGAAGAGCAUUCGACGGUAUUUCAUUUAAUUACAAAGCUUUCAACUUUGAUCGGGAUUGAAUUUAAUUGUAAUUGGAGUCCACGAGCUAGAAGAGGAAAUUAUGGCAAUUACUUCAACGAAACAGCGAUAGUUUUGUCUAAUCGCCUGAUUGGUGGGCAAUGCUCUCUUUUGGAUUACAUGAAAAUAAUCGGGUUUACCCGAGCUGAGGUUCGUUCGACGUUGGACGUCGCUGUAGAUAGGCAAAGAUAUCUUUAUCAUAAUUUGUCUGUCUACGAAAGUCGGUUUGAUCUUUUGGGUGGUAGAGACCGAAUCGUGCCAGUGCCGGAGCCUAUUGACGAAAGUGCGCCGUUGGAAACAGGACAAGGACUUCCAUCCGAAGCAGAAGAACCUAUAGCGGAACUCGUAGCUGAAACCGUAGAGGAACCGGAAGUACAACCUGAAGCAAGACCCGGAGCAGCAGAAUCCUUCGCACAAGAUGAAGAUUACUUCCGUGGAGAAAUGCAGUUAUUCGAUGAACCGGAUCAAGCUCCGUGGAUCAAUUCUUCCACAGAACAUUUAAUCUUUAAUGAUCAAGUAGCUGCAAAUUUCUCGGUGGCCUGUCUUGCCUGCAGGAUUAAUCAGCCAAAGGCUGCAUUCAGCCCGUGCGGGCAUCAUUGCCUCUGCUUAGAAUGCAAGUUUAAAAUCGAAGCGGCGGCGGAACGCGAUAACGCUCACCGACCGUCCUUCACAAUCCCGUGUUUUCUUUGUCGUGAGGCCAGUACUUCUAUUAUUGUCAUUGUACAAUAGCUUCUAUAUAUUACAUUUUUUGUCAUAAAAUUUUUUUUUUAAUAACGUCUAAAAGUUGCGUUUCUUAGUGCCUUAUUUCAAAAUCAGCCUGCAAUAAAAGGCGCUCAAUGUUAUGCAUGCUAUGCAUGCCUAGUGAAUCAAAC